This is a messenger RNA of Ziziphus jujuba (common jujube), 902 nucleotides long. RefSeq names its product dual specificity protein phosphatase 1. The transcript is spliced from 6 exons. NCBI's taxonomy places the organism in Eukaryota, Viridiplantae, Streptophyta, Magnoliopsida, Rosales, Rhamnaceae. Gene Ontology annotation, cellular component: cytoplasm. Bases 280 to 768 code for a protein of 162 amino acids. The record is from RefSeq and is a predicted model, not a curated record. Gene Ontology annotation, molecular function: protein tyrosine/threonine phosphatase activity; MAP kinase tyrosine/serine/threonine phosphatase activity. Gene Ontology annotation, biological process: protein dephosphorylation; negative regulation of MAPK cascade.
UGCCGCAUAGCAAGCAGUCAUUCAGACCCCCUGAGAGUUCGAGUUAUUCACUUCCCUGCGAAUGCUAGGCUCAUCCGAAAAGCGAAACAGAGCUCAAGACGGAGGCUUUUCCUUCUCAUACCCUAAAAUUUUCAGCAUUUUGAUCUGCUUUGGGCAAAAGGAAAAAGGAAGUAGAAAGUUUGGUCUGAGCAUAAAUGGAACAGAUUGAUAAUUCCAUUCGGAACCAAAUAGCGGCGCUAACACGAGUUAUGAAUGUGACGAGGUGGUUUAAAGAGGAUAAUGUUCCUACUAAAAUUGAAGAGGGUCGUUUGGACUUUUAGUUUUCCUAUUUUUAUUUUUCAGGGCCUCUUCCUCGGUUCUGUUGGAGCUGCUAAUAAUAAGGAUGCACUGAAAGCCUUAAACAUCACGCACAUUUUAACUGUGGCCAAGUCAUUGGGACCUGCAUAUCCAAAUGAUUUUGUGUAUAAGGUUGUAAAUGUUAUGGAUAAAGAAGAAGAAAACCUAAAACAGUACUUCGACGAGUGUUUCAAUUUUAUUGAAGAAGCUAAAAGAAUGGCUGGUGGGGUGUUGGUCCAUUGCUUUGUGGGAAGAUCCAGAAGUGUGACUAUUGUUGUUGCAUAUAUGAUGAGGAAACAUGGUAUGAGCCUGUCUCAAGCCCUGGACCAUGUUAAAAGCAGACGACAACAGGCAUCUCCUAAUGCCGGUUUCAUCUCACAACUUGAGGAUUAUGAAAAGUCUCUUCGUGCUCACCAAGAGAAGACGAAGUAAAGCACGUACUGGAAGGACUUGGUGCUAAAGACUUGUGUCAGUUUAAUUAAUUUGAAUAUAGCCUUAAUUAUAUAUUAUUUUUAUGUAAUAUAACAUAACUAAUCUAUGUUAACAAUAUAUUUUAUUUAAAUUUA